CGGCUGCGAGGACAAGCGGGUGUCGGCGGCGGCGGCGGCGGCGGCGGCGGCGGCGGCGGAGGCCGGUGGUGGCAGGGGCGGGCGGCCAUGGCGGCGACGGAGGCCAGCGGCGACGACGUCCGCUGCGUGCGGCUGAGCGCCGAGCGGGCCCGGACGCUGCUGGCCGACGUGGACACGCUGCUGUUCGACUGCGACGGCGUGCUGUGGCGCGGUGAGACGGCGGUGCCCGGCGCGCCCGAGGCCCUGACGGCGCUGCGGGCCCGCGGCAAGCGCCUCGGUUUCAUUACCAACAACAGCAGCAAGACCCGCGAGGCAUACGCCGAGAAGCUGCAGCGCCUGGGCUUCGGCGGCCCGUCGGGGCCCAACGCGGGCCGCGAAAUCUUCGGCACAGCUUAUUGCACCGCUCUCUACCUGCGCCAGCGCCUGGGCGGUGCGCCGACCCCCAAGGCCUACGUGCUAGGCAGCGCGGCCCUGGCCGCCGAGUUGGAGGCCGUGGGCGUCACCUGCGUGGGCGUGGGACCCGAGCCCCUGCAGGGCGAAGGCCCCAGUGCCUGGCUGGACGCGCCCCUGGAGCCCGACGUGCGCGCCGUCGUGGUGGGCUUCGACCCGCACUUCAGUUACAUGAAGCUCACCAAGGCUGUGCGCUACCUGCAGCAGCCCAGCUGCCUGCUUGUGGGCACCAACAUGGACAACAGACUCCCACUCGAGAACGGCCGCUUCAUCGCGGGUACCGGCUGUCUGGUCCGAGCCGUGGAGAUGGCCGCCCAGCGCCAAGCAGACAUCAUAGGGAAACCCAGCCGCUUCAUCUUUGACUGCGUGUCCCAGGAGUAUGGCAUCAACCCGGAGCGCACGGUCAUGGUGGGUGAUCGCCUGGACACAGACAUCCUCCUGGGCGUCACCUGUGGUCUGAAGACCGUCCUGACCCUCACCGGAGUCUCCACUCUAGGAGACGUGAAGAGUAAUCAAGAAAGUGACUGCAUGUCUAGGAAGAAAAUGGUCCCUGACUUCUAUGUUGACAGCAUAGCCGACCUUUUGCCUGCCCUUCAAGGUUAAAGAUUUAGUGUCUUUAAUCUCCAGAAUAAAAAAAAAAUGAAAAAUCACUUACCCAGAUUAAUAGGUGGUGCUUAAGCAUCGCUCAGCCAGGUGGCUUCAAAGAGUAUUACUUGGAGUUAAGCAGAGGCACUAGUUUUAAUCUUGUAAGUAAACGUUUGGGGGCGAUUUUGUUUACAAAUGCUUGUAUUUUGAGAUGCACUUUUAAGCUUGGAGGACAUUGUGGGGGGUCCUGGGCCUCAGGUGCCAGUUGGCCUGGCCAUUGGUUCAGCAUAUGCCCAGGAUUUAGGUAACCUCAGGGCCUGCUGGUGGGACCGAGGUGAGGUGUCAAGUAUUUUAUUGAGCAUUUCAGGGAUCAGAGCAUCUUGUACAAACCGGCCCAGGGCCCCCUUGUUGUGGUCACCAACAGUGGAGCCUGCUGGUGCCUCUCAGCUCCUCAGCUGCCCUGUGGGGGGUGGAGGAACGGGCUGCACUUGGGUGGUGUCUCCCUGUCCGUGGGGUGUGGGCCGCUGCCCUCACUACCAGCAACCCCCCCACCGCACACUUCCUUAAAAACCACUCUGAUGUCACAAUUGAGUGUCCGUUCUGUCUCAGAUACCCAUGUUUGCCACUCCAACACGAUUGUGUGGUUCUGUAAACUCAGCCCAGCCAGACCUUGGCUUUUUCAGACGUGCACAUAAACCCAGGUGACUUGGCUGAGUGUGUUGCUUGCCUAGUGGCUGCAAGGGCGCAGGAGUGUCUUCCUUGUUGUCUGGGCUGCUGUGCCCAGGGCAGCACAGAAGUUAUUUUUAUUAAACUUUUAUUCAACUUUGUCAGGUGGUGGAAUUGAAUUGUAAGCGUGUUGAUUAAUGGCUGUGCUCUGUCUUGUAGGGCAAAUCCCACUGAAGAAGCUUCCGUGCCCCACAGCCAGCAGUGCUGGCCAAGGAAUGCCUGUCCACCAAGGCUCCCACUGGGUGGGAUAGGAAAGAGGGGUCCCCCUCAAACAGGAAGUCUUUUUACGAAGCAUCCAAUCUCUUCCUGUCUUCUAGUACCCUUGGUUGGGAUACGUGUUAUAUGUCAGUGGUCCACGAGGCCACCUAUCUUGACCCUGGAGUCCCUUGUCAGUGGCCAGCUGGAGGACUGGCAGGAUCCACUGGCUAGCCAAGGGUUCUUGGCAGGGGGCUGUGGACUUUUCUCCCUGUUCCGUAAGUUGCUGACCUUCGAGAAUAGGCCUGAUGAGCAGACUCCAGCCACACUUGUAGGGUAGGGCCUGGGAGGUUGUUCCUUUUGGCCGACUCCUUCCGGGUGCCUCGCCCUGCACCCAGCGGUGUCUGCCUGCAGCCUGUGGCUUCUCCACCACCCCAGGGUCACAGUGGCCCUUCACUCAGUCUUUUAAGAGUUCUCAGAGCAAUAAAGGGUGUCCCGAGCCUUCAGCUCUUCCCAGGUCUGCGUGCCUGGGGUUCUGAUGUGGCGGUGGGCAACGUGAGGGCAGCCAGCACCUGUGAGGUUGGUGGUGCUGACGUUGGCUCUGCGAGGUCGGCUCAAGGUGGGUCUGGAUAUUGAGCAGGCCUGUCAGGGCGUUGUCACCCACACCAGGAGCACGUGGCAGGUGCAGCAGCCAGCGACAGCUCCCUCUUCUGCUGGGCAGCAGCCCAGGAACUCUCUGCACCCUGUCUCCACCCCUGUUGCACUGUGUGAACCCAAAGGUAUAUUAAACUCUGAGACCU
Molecule: messenger RNA, 2756 nt
Organism: Sus scrofa (pig)
Lineage: Eukaryota; Metazoa; Chordata; Mammalia; Artiodactyla; Suidae
Gene: PGP
Product: phosphoglycolate phosphatase
Cellular component (GO): cytoplasm
Molecular function (GO): sn-glycerol 3-phosphatase activity
Source: RefSeq, a predicted model, not a curated record